AAGAAACAAAGGCCCUCCCGUUAACAUUUAAUUUGUGGCCCCAAAUGGCCAAGUUGCUUGAAGUGACAUUCGUGUUUCUAUUUCUAUCAUGACGAUUUUUCUGUCGUGGUUUCAAUUUAAAAUUUUUGAGAACUGGGUUUAUAUUCUCUUGGCUCCCUCUGAGAACCCAAUUCGGAAAAUCACGCUCCUGUAUUCUUUGAUAACCUACUUUUUCCUAUUCAGGUUCUCAAGUCAAAUUCUUCAACUUUUGGUGAUAACCUAAGGGAGAACAAAUUCUGAUUCCUGCUCAAGUUUGUUUGUUUGUUUUUUUUUUGCCCCCUUCUUUGUAGGCUUCGUAAAUUGGAAAGCACAGAAUAACAAGAGCGCCGACUUAGGUACUAGGCACACAUGGACUGGGACUGGAAAGAGUUGGCCUGGGAUCCGUCUGGGUCGGAGCUAUCAAAUGGAGCGGCUUCCGUGGAUUUGAGUCUUGGAGAGACUCCCGAUUUCAUACAGAAAUCACCCUCAUAUACACCAAAGGACUUGCCGAGAGACUCGAAAUCGGCAUCAUCGCCAUGCGGCUCGUCAAAGAGGAGCCGUACGCUGAGUGGAUCGACGCAGAGCGUGUCGUGCUUGGUGGAUGGAUGCGACUCCGACCUGAGUGAUUGCAGAGAGUAUCAUCGGCGACACAGAGUGUGUGAGAAGCACUCCAAGACGCCCAUUGUGUUGGUAGGGGGAAAGCAGCAGCGAUUCUGCCAGCAAUGCAGCAGAUUUCAUUCCCUCGGAGAGUUUGAUGAAGUUAAGAGGAGUUGCAGGAAACGUCUUGAUGGACAUAACAGGCGCAGAAGGAAGCCUCAGCCACCUUCUCUUUUCAUGGCUGCUGAGAAAUUCCUGAGCGGCUAUAAAGGGCCCAGAAUCCUUCAUUUUGGUAGUCCUCAGACGUACAACUACCCGUUCGUGAGAAGUAUGUGGCCUGCCACUGCCAAAGCUGGAGCUGGACCAGUGAUGAUCAGUUAUGACCAAAACAGUCUGCUAAAUUCCUUUGCUAAUGUAGAGCAUCAGCAGGAUAAGCAACUUCCUUUCUUUGGGUUAAACAGCUCUAAAGUAGGUCAUGGUAAUGAGGCAGUGUCUGGAAUUCCCAUGAGCCAAACAACUUCUGGUGCCUUUGCCCCAUCAGCAAGUGCAAAUGGUGGUCGGAAGCUUGCUUCUGAUUGCGAACCUGGAUCUAUUGAUUCAAAUUGUGCUCUCUAUCUUCUGUCAACACUUCAGACUCAAAGUCAAGAGUUGAGCUUGGUGCAGUCCACCGUAAACUGUCCAGUGCAAUCAUCUCCAUUAGAAGAUUUGCAUUUUGAUGCUGGGGAUAAAUACUCAUCAUGCUCAGAAAGUCCACAAGAAAAGUCUACUAAUCCAUUAUUGGUUGUGGAUGCCGACACAGCCAACCUUGAUUACGACCAUACGAUGCACAUGAGGCCUGAUGAAAUUGUGGAAAAUGGGGACUUGCCGACCUUUCCAUUUUUCUGGGAGUAGGUUGCUAACUUAUUAUUCCUUGGUUGGAAAUUUCUGGUACUGUAGAUCUUGAACCAAUUAUCUCUGUAUUCUGACUGAGAAAAACUAAACAUGGAGCCUUCGGAAUUUGUUCUUUAUGUCCUUGCGAUAUCAUUUCAUUUGUAUGGUACAAAUUUUAUGGGAUUGUUAAGCCUGAGGGAGUUGUGUUACAGAGGGCUUGGCUGCAA
Molecule: messenger RNA, 1712 nt
Organism: Neltuma alba
Lineage: Eukaryota; Viridiplantae; Streptophyta; Magnoliopsida; Fabales; Fabaceae
Product: squamosa promoter-binding-like protein 13A
Exons: 3
Coding region: 388-1506 (372 amino acids)
Cellular component (GO): nucleus
Molecular function (GO): DNA binding
Source: RefSeq, a predicted model, not a curated record